AUGAAAUGUGAAAAGAUGUCGGAAGACCUAGGUGGUGAGGAUGCUGCUAGUGCAGUCCCGUCCGUGUUGAUGUUUGGUCUUAAUUAUGUUGCAUUGGAGAUGGAAUGUGCACAACUAGAACUAGAAUCUUCCGAGGCUAUUAAAAGAGCUACAAAUGCCAAACGGUAUGCCGCGGCAGCUUUACGAGCAGAUACCUAUCUGCAAUGCACGCAAAGUUAUGUAUGUGAUAACACCACCGCCAGGUUUGUGAACUGGAACGGGUCGGUCAAUUCGGCAGAUGGAGAAAUUGUCAAUUUUGACUACGUUAACAUCAACUUCUUUGUGGAGCCAGGUUUUCUGAAGCAUUACGACUCCAACCUUCGAAUAUUCAUGUCUCCUUAUCAGAUCUAUUACUUCUACCGUGUUGCCAAGCAAGGAGCGCACAUUUCCACUGAUGACUGCUGGAAUGCAGAUGUAUGA
This is a messenger RNA of Echinostoma caproni, 459 nucleotides long. Lineage: Eukaryota; Metazoa; Platyhelminthes; Trematoda; Plagiorchiida; Echinostomatidae. The record is from the annotation of a GenBank genome assembly.